UUGGGGUGGGCAAGCAGCAGGGGGAGGCAGGCGGGCAGGCGAGGAGAGGCGCCCAUGCGCCGCUGGUGCCUCCGUCGCUGCUCCGUCCACAGCUGCUGCGCGGAGGCAACAAAGGAAGGCAUGAAGGAGCCGGCGCGGCCUGGACUGGCUGAGUGAUCCUUGAGGUCUUUAACUCUUCUUUGUAAGUGAUAACUUACAUUCAAACGAGGGGAAAAUGGCAUUUGUUUCAACGCAAGGACCCACUGUGGUUGACCAAACCACUUUAAUGAAAAAAUACCUCCAGUUUGUGGCAGCUCUAACGGAUGUCAAUACACCUGAUGAAACAAAGCUGAAGAUGAUGCAAGAAGUCAGCGAAAACUUUGAGAAUGUGACGUCAUCCCAGCAGUAUUCCACAUUCCUGGAACACAUCAUUCCUCGCUUCCUUACUUUUCUCCAGGACGGAGAGGUUCAAUUUCUGCAGGAAAAGCCAGCACAGCAACUGAGAAAAUUAGUUCUGGAAAUAAUCCAUAGAAUACCAACAAAUGAACAUCUUCGACCGCACACCAAAAAUAUCUUAUCUGUGAUGUUCAGAUUUCUAGAGACUGAAAAUGAAGAAAAUGUACUUAUUUGUUUGAGGAUAAUCAUUGAAUUGCACAAGCAGUUCCGGCCACCAAUCACACAAGAGAUACAUCAUUUUUUGGAUUUUGUGAAACAGAUUUACAAGGAGCUUCCAAAAGUAGUGAAUCGCUACUUUGAGAAUCCUCAGGUUAUCCCCGACAACACUGUUCCUACUCCAGAAAUGGUGGGUAUGAUCACGACGAUCGUAGUGAAAGUAAAUCCAGAACGGGACGACAGCGAAACGAGAACGCAUUCAAUAAUUCCUCGAGGCUCUCUCUCCUUGAAGGUGUUAGCUGAGCUGCCCAUUAUUGUUGUCCUUAUGUAUCAGCUGUACAAACUGAACAUCCAUAACGUGGUGGCUGAAUUUGUACCCUUGAUCAUGAAUACAAUUAUUAUUCAGGUGUCCACACAAGCAAGGCAGCAUAAACUUUACAACAAGGAACUGUAUGCUGACUUCAUUGCUGCACAGAUAAAAACGUUGUCGUUCUUGGCCUACAUAAUAAGAAUUUAUCAGGAAUUGGUGGCCAAGUAUUCUCAGCAAAUGGUGAAAGGCAUGUUGCAGUUGCUGUCAAACUGUCCUGCAGAAACAGCUCACUUGAGAAAGGAGCUUCUCAUCGCAGCCAAGCAUAUUCUGACCACGGACCUGAGGAGCCAAUUUAUUCCAUGCAUGGACAAAUUGUUCGAUGAAUCCAUACUAAUAGGCUCUGGAUACACGGCCCGUGAAACCCUGAGGCCCCUGGCAUACAGCACUUUAGCGGAUCUGGUUCAUCAUGUCCGACAGCAUUUGCCGCUCAACGACCUCUCCCUUGCUGUCCAGUUAUUUGCUAAGAAUAUUGAUGAUGAAUCAUUGCCCAGCAGUAUCCAGACCAUGUCAUGCAAACUUCUGCUAAAUCUCGUGGACUGCAUUCGAUCCAAGAGCGAACAGGAAAAUGGAAAUGGCAGAGACAUCCUCAUGAGGAUGUUGGAGGUUUUCGUCCUUAAAUUCCACACCAUUGCCCGCUAUCAGCUCUCCGUGAUCUUUAAAAAGUGCAAGCCGCAGUCUGAACUUGGGGCAGGAGAAGCCGCCUUGCCCAGCGUGCCGGCUGGAGGAAAUGCCGCUCCGGUUCCUGUUCCGUCCCCUGCUCCCACCACUCCCGUGGCCCCUGCCCCGGGGCCUGUCUUUGAGAAGCAAGGGGAGAAGGAGAAGGAAGACAAGCAAACCUUCCAAGUCACGGAUUGCCGAAGCUUGGUGAAAACCUUGGUCUGCGGCGUCAAGACGAUUACCUGGGGUAUCACUUCUUGCAAAGCUCCUGGUGAAGCUCAGUUCAUUCCCAAUAAGCAGCUGCAACCUAAAGAGACACAAAUAUACAUCAAGCUGGUCAAAUAUGCAAUGCAAGCUUUGGAUAUUUAUCAGGUUCAAAUAGCUGGAAAUGGGCAGACGUACAUCCGAGUUGCAAAUUGCCAGACCGUCAGGAUGAAAGAGGAGAAGGAGGUCCUGGAGCAUUUUGCCGGCGUCUUCACAAUGAUGAAUGCUCUGACUUUUAAAGAAAUCUUCCAGACGACAGUUCCAUACAUGGUUGAAAGAAUCUCUAAGAACUAUGCCCUUCAGAUUGUUGCCAAUUCUUUCUUGGCCAACCCAACUACCUCAGCUCUGUUUGCCACAAUCCUGGUGGAGUAUCUCUUGGAUCGGUUGCCUGAGAUGGGCUCCAACGUGGAGCUCUCCAACCUGUAUCUCAAACUUUUCAAGUUAGUCUUUGGCUCCGUUUCACUUUUUGCAGCGGAAAACGAACAGAUGCUUAAGCCACACCUCCACAAGAUUGUGAACAGCUCCAUGGAACUUGCACAGACAGCCAAGGAGCCCUACAACUAUUUCUUGCUGCUCAGAGCUCUCUUCCGAUCGAUUGGAGGAGGGAGCCACGAUCUCCUGUAUCAGGAAUUCUUGCCCUUGCUACCAAACCUACUGCAAGGACUUAACAUGCUGCAAAGUGGCCUGCAUAAGCAGCACAUGAAGGAUUUGUUUGUAGAGCUCUGCCUCACCGUGCCAGUCCGACUGAGCUCCCUCCUUCCUUAUUUGCCAAUGUUGAUGGAUCCCUUGGUGUCUGCCUUGAAUGGAUCCCAGACGCUGGUCAGCCAGGGCCUGCGGACUUUGGAGCUGUGUGUGGAUAACCUACAGCCAGACUUCCUGUAUGAUCACAUCCAACCUGUGCGGGCAGAGCUUAUGCAGGCUUUGUGGCGGACACUGCGCAAUCCAGCAGAGAACAUUUCCCACGUUGCUUAUCGUGUGCUUGGCAAGUUCGGUGGAAGCAACAGAAAAAUGCUGAAGGAGUCUCAGAAGUUGCAGUAUGUCGUGACGGAGAUUCAAGGCCCCAGUAUUACGGCGGAGUUCUCCGACUGCAAAGCAUCGAUCCAGCUCCCAAUGGAGAAGGCCAUCGAGACUGCCUUGGACUGCUUGAAGAGUGCGAACACAGAGCCAUACUACCGGAGGCAGGCCUGGGAGGUGAUCAAAUGCUUCUUGGUGGCCAUGAUGAGCCUGGAUGAUAACAAGCAUGCUUUGUAUCAGCUUCUUGCCCAUCCGAACUUUACUGAGAAGUCGAUUCCCAGCGUAAUCAUUUCCCAUCGGUACAAAGCCCAGGACACACCUGCCCGUAAGACGUUUGAGCAGGCGUUGACAGGGGCGUUCAUGUCGGCAGUGAUCAAAGACUUGCGUCCCAGUGCUCUUCCAUUUGUAGCCAGCUUAAUUCGGCAUUACACCAUGGUGGCAGUUGCCCAGCAGUGCGGUCCAUUCUUGCUUCAGUGUUACCAGGUUGGAAGCCAGCCCAGCACGGCCAUGUUCCACAGUGAAGAAAACGGAUCCAAAGGCAUGGAUCCCUUGGUGCUUAUCGAUGCCAUCGCCAUCUGCAUGGCGUACGAGGAGAAAGAGCUCUGCAAAAUUGGAGAGGUGGCCCUAGCCGUGAUAUUUGAUGUUGCCAGCAUCAUCCUGGGAUCGAAGGAAAGGGCUUGCCAGCUUCCCUUGUUCUCCUACAUCGUGGAGCGGCUGUGCGCUUGUUGCUAUGAACAAGCCUGGUACGCGAAGCUCGGGGGAGUGGUGUCCAUCAAAUUUCUCAUGGAGCGGCUGCCUCUCAUUUGGGUUCUCCAGAAUCAACAGACUUUCCUCAAGGCGCUGCUGUUUGUCAUGAUGGACCUAACAGGAGAGGUUUCGAACGGAGCAGUUGCUAUGGCCAAAACCACCCUGGAACAGCUCCUGAUCAGGUGCGCGACUCCUCUGAAAGAUGAAGAGAAAACAGAAGACAUCCUCUCGGCCCAGGAAAAGUCUUUCCAUCACGUGACCCAUGACCUGGUGCGAGAGGUGACCUCUCCAAACUCCACUGUAAGGAAGCAAGCGAUGCACUCCUUGCAGGUGCUUGCCCAAGUCACGGGGAAAAGCGUCACUGUGAUCAUGGAGCCGCAUAAAGAGGUCCUCCAAGACAUGGUUCCUCCGAAAAAGCACUUACUUAGGCAUCAACCUGCAAAUGCCCAGAUUGGUUUGAUGGAGGGGAACACAUUCUGCACCACACUUCAACCCAGACUUUUCACCAUGGAUCUAAAUGUUGUAGAACACAAAGUGUUCUAUACAGAGCUGUUGAAUUUAUGUGAGGCUGAAGACUGUGCUUUGAUGAAAUUGCCCUGCUACAAGAGUCUUCCGUCAUUGGUACCUCUUCGGAUUGCAGCACUGAAUGCCUUAGCUGCCUGCAAUUAUUUGCCGCAGUCGAGAGAGAAAAUCAUUGCUGCACUUUUCAAGGCACUUAACUCAACAAACAAUGAACUCCAGGAGGCAGGAGAGGCUUGCAUGAGAAAGUUUUUGGAAGGUGCUACGAUUGAAGUUGACCAGAUUCACACGCACAUGAGGCCUCUGCUUAUGAUGUUGGGUGAUUACCGAAGUUUGACGUUAAAUGUGGUGAACCGCCUAACUUCAGUGACCCGACUGUUCCCUAACUCCUUUAAUGACAAAUUCUGCGAUCAAAUGAUGCAACACCUGCGUAAAUGGAUGGAAGUGGUAGUUAUUACACACAAAGGAGGACAGAGGAGUGAUGGAAAUGAGAGUAUUUCCGAGUGCGGGAGAUGUUCCUUGUCUCCAUUCUGUCAGUUUGAGCCUGCCAUGGAAGGGGUAGAGGAAAUGAAGAUUUGCUCAGCAAUUAUAAACCUAUUUCAUCUGAUCCCAGCUGCUCCUCAGACACUCGUUAAACCCUUACUGGAAGUUGUGAUGAAAACAGAACGGGCUAUGUUGAUAGAGGCUGGCAGUCCGUUCAGGGAACCAUUAAUAAAGUUUCUGACGCGUCAUCCAUCACAGACGGUUGAGUUGUUCAUGAUGGAAGCAACCUUAAAUGAUCCACAGUGGAGCAGGAUGUUCAUGAGCUUUUUAAAACAUAAAGAUGCGAAGCCACUGCGUGAUGUUCUGGCAGCUAAUCCAAAUCGCUUCAUCACAUUAUUGAUACCCGUCGGUACUCAAGCAGCUGUUCGCCCUGGCUCUCCCAGCACCAGCACAAUGCGCCUUGAUCUCCAGUUUCAGGCUAUCAAGAUCAUAAGUAUUAUAGUGAAGAAUGAUGAGUGCUGGCUGGCGAACCAGCAUUCCUUAGUGAGCCAGCUCAGGCGAGUGUGGGUCAGCGAAGCUUUUCAGGAAAGGCACCGCAAGGAGAACAUGGCAGCCACAAACUGGAAGGAACCAAAGCUGCUGGCGUACUGCUUAUUGAAUUACUGCAAGCGGAAUUAUGGUGAUAUAGAGCUGCUCUUCCAGCUUCUCCGGGCCUUUACCGGCCGUUUCCUCUGCAACAUGACUUUCUUAAAAGAAUACAUGGAAGAGGAGAUUCCCAAAAAUUACACCAUUGCCCAAAAACGGGCACUCUUCUUCCGCUUUGUUGACUUCAGUGAUCCCAACUUUGGAGAUGAGCUUAAAGCCAAGGUUCUGCAACACAUUCUGAAUCCGGCUUUCUUGCACAGCUUUGAAAAGGGAGAAGGCGAACAGCUUCUGGGGCCCCCCAACCCAGAAGGAGAUAACCCCGAAAGCAUCACCAGUGUAUUUAUAACAAAGGUACUUGAUCCAGAAAAGCAAGCUGACAUGCUCGAUUCGCUCAGGAUUUACCUCUUGCAGUUUGCCACUCUUCUCGUGGAGCAUGCGCCGCACCACAUUCAUGACAACAACAAGAACCGGAACAGCAAGCUGCGGCGCCUCAUGACCUUUGCCUGGCCCUGCCUGCUCUCGAAGGCAUGCGUGGACCCAGCCUGCAAAUACAGCGGACACUUGCUCCUAGCGCACAUCAUCGCCAAGUUUGCCAUUCACAAGAAGAUAGUCUUACAGGUGUUUCACAGCCUCCUGAAGGCUCAUGCGAUGGAGGCACGAGCCAUUGUCCGGCAAGCCAUGGCUAUUCUGACGCCAGCAGUGCCUGCUCGGAUGGAAGAUGGCCACCAGAUGCUGACCCACUGGACAAGGAAAAUCAUAGUGGAAGAAGGUCACACCGUUCCCCAGCUGGUCCAUAUUUUGCAUUUAAUAGUCCAGCACUUCAAGGUUUACUAUCCAGUGAGGCACCAUUUAGUGCAGCACAUGGUGAGCGCCAUGCAGAGACUGGGCUUCACUCCCAGUGUUACUAUCGAGCAAAGGAAACUGGCUGUGGACCUGGCAGAAGUGGUCAUCAAAUGGGAAUUGCAAAGAAUCAAAGAUCAGCAGCCGGAUUCCGAUAUGGACCAGGGUGCCAGUAGCGAAGGAGCCAGUUCCGCCUCAUCUGCUGUGAAGAGGGGGCUUUCGGUCGAUUCAGGCCAAGAAGUGAAGCGGUUCAGGACUGCGACGGGCGCAAUAAGUGCAGUAUUCGGACGCAGCCAAUCGCUGCCUGGAGCUGAUGCGCUCCUUUCAAAACCCAUUGACAAGCAACACACCGAUACGGUCAUCAACUUCCUCAUUAGAAUUGCUUGCCAGGUAAAUGACAACUCAAACACGGCUGGCUCUCCAGGAGAACUGCUUUCUCGACGUUGUGUCAACCUUCUGAAGACAGCUUUACGGCCAGACAUGUGGCCGAAAUCAGAGCUCAAACUGCAGUGGUUUGAUAAGCUUCUAAUGACUGUGAAUAUCCUGCCCCAUCAUGUUUCCCCCAGGUCCGAGGAAGCAAACAAAGCCUUCUCUGCAGCUGUGCAGAUGCACGACGUUCUAGUGAAGGCCUGGGCGAUGUGGGGGGACUACUUGGAAAAUAUAUUUGUGAAGGAGCGUCAGCUGCAUCUCGGGGUCUCGGCCAUCACUUGCUACCUGCAUGCCUGUCGCCAUCAGAAUGAGAGCAAGUCCAGGAAGUACUUGGCAAAGGUCCUUUGGCUACUGAGCUUUGACGAUGACAAGAACACGCUAGCAGAUGCUGUUGACAAGUACUGCAUUGGAGUCCCCCCUAUCCAAUGGCUGGCUUGGAUUCCACAGCUGUUAACCUGUCUGGUUGGGUCAGAAGGGAAACUUCUGUUAAACCUUAUUAGUCAGGUUGGGCGAGUCUAUCCCCAGGCAGUCUACUUUCCUAUUCGGACCCUCUACUUGACACUGAAGAUAGAACAGCGGGAGCGCUACAAAAGUGAUUCCGGACAGCAGCAGCCAAGUUCAGUCGGAAACCAGUCCCAUUCGGCUUCGGACCCUGGGCCAAUCAGAGCCACAGCUCCCAUGUGGCGUUGCAGCCGAAUUAUGCACAUGCAGAGGGAAUUGCACCCCACACUCCUCUCCUCUCUGGAAGGGAUUGUGGAUCAGAUGGUCUGGUUCAGAGAAAACUGGCACGAAGAGGUCCUUCGACAGCUUCAGCAAGGCCUGGCCAAGUGCUACUCUGUCGCCUUUGAGAAGAGUGGAGCGGUUUCAGAUGCCAAAAUCACCCCCCACACGCUGAAUUUUGUCAAGAAGUUGGUCAGCACCUUUGGUGUCGGUCUGGAGAACGUCUCCAAUGUCUCCACCAUGUUUUCCAGCGCGGCUUCGGAGUCGCUAGCGAGGAGAGCCCAGGCGACGGCUCAAGACCCUGUCUUCCAGAAACUGAAAGGGCAGUUCACAACAGAUUUCGACUUCAGCGUGCCAGGCUCCAUGAAGCUCCACAAUCUUAUUUCUAAGCUGAAGAAAUGGAUCAAAAUUCUCGAGGCGAAAACAAAGCAGCUUCCCAAGUUCUUCCUCAUAGAGGAAAAGUGCCGAUUCCUGAGCAACUUCUCAGCCCAAACAGCUGAAGUGGAAAUUCCUGGAGAGUUCCUUAUGCCAAAGCCGACACAUUAUUACAUCAAGAUUGCACGGUUUAUGCCCAGAGUGGAGAUAGUACAAAAGCAUAACACUGCAGCCAGAAGACUCUAUAUCCGAGGUCAUAAUGGAAAGAUUUACCCGUAUCUCGUAAUGAACGACGCUUGCCUGACAGAGUCACGCAGAGAGGAACGAGUAUUACAGCUCCUUCGCCUCCUCAACCCCUGUUUGGAGAAGAGGAAAGAAACCACAAAGAGGCAUCUCUUUUUCACAGUCCCCCGAGUCGUGGCCGUCUCUCCACAGAUGCGCCUGGUCGAAGACAAUCCUUCAUCUCUCUCCCUCGUGGAGAUCUACAAGCAGCGCUGUGCCAAGAAGGGGAUUGAGCACGACAGCCCGAUUUCUCGCUACUAUGACAGACUGGCAACCGUCCAAGCGCGAGGGACCCAGGCCAGCCAUCAGGUUCUCCGUGAUAUUCUGAAAGAGGUGCAGGGCAACAUGGUGCCUCGGAGCAUGCUGAAAGAGUGGGCUUUGCACACCUUCCCCAACGCCACCGAUUACUGGACCUUCCGGAAGAUGUUCACCAUCCAGUUGGCACUGAUCGGGUUCGCAGAAUUCGUCUUCCAUUUGAACAGGCUUAACCCUGAGAUGCUCCAGAUUGCUCAGGACACUGGCAAACUGAACGUGGCAUACUUCCGUUUUGAUAUCAAUGAUGCUACCGGGGAUCUUGACGCCAACCGCCCCGUCCCAUUCCGACUCACACCAAACAUUUCUGAGUUCCUCACUACCAUUGGCGUUUCUGGUCCACUCACUGCAUCUAUGAUUGCAGUGGCUCGCUGUUUCGCACAACCAAACUUUAAGGUUGAUGGCAUCCUGAAGACGGUGUUGCGGGACGAAAUAAUUGCUUGGCACAAGAAGACCCAAGAGGAUACUUCCUCCCCGCUCUCGGCAGCAGGGCAGCCGGAGAACAUGGACAGCCAGCAGCUGGUUUCGCUGGUUCAGAAAGCCGUGACCGCCAUCAUGACGCGCCUGCAUAACCUGGCUCAGUUCGAAGGAGGGGAGAGCAAAGUCAACACCCUGGUUGCUGCGGCAAACAGCCUGGACAACCUCUGCCGCAUGGAUCCUGCCUGGCACCCCUGGCUCUGACUUGGCGCCGUGAAGUUCUUAUGGCCUGCAGUUGCGGUGGGGAGAAGGGUGGGGAAAUGUGAACACUUCUUUGUGAACCAUGCCUUGCUUUGCCGCUACAUCUCCACCCAUCCUGACCUCACCUUUUCAUCAGUCUUCGGUGUGAUCAUGUUUACAGAAGUACCGCUGCCUCUAUGCCCCUCGAAGUCAUUUUUGCAUGCUUAUCGUCCAAGGAUCGCUCCUUUGAAGUGGCUUAGGGAGAGGAGACAGUGAACCAUCUCUUCCUUCGCGCCGCCGCGAGGAUGUGCCUGUGGCUCGGAAGCUGCAGGCCUACUCAUUCGAACUUUUUGUUUUAUUUCAAGAACACUUUUAAGGAAUUUGUAUCCCCCACGUUGUGGGUCUUCCUGCGUGACGUUCCUGUUUUUCAUUUUAUAAAAAGUGUUUUCUUUGUUGUUUACCUUCCGAUUGGUGCAAAGACUGCUGGAAUGAAUGCCAUUUUAAUCCAGUCACAUGUGCAUCGUAGUGGGUUUGUACAGUGGUUUUGUAACAAAAUGUAUAGAGAAACGGGGGGAAUUGCCCUUUUUGAGUCACUACUGGGUGAGAAAUGAUCAAAUUGUGCUAGUUUUCUCCCUAACUGUUGCAGUGCAUUGUACAGAUGGACCCAUUUCUGAAAUCUAGUUUAGAGGCUCACUUCUGUGCAGGAGGAGCACUGUAAAAGUGAAUUUGUCAUCCAUUGAGUUGCAUAUUUUGAUGGAACCAGUGCAACACAAUUCAGAAAGUAUAUGAUAAGCUGGUUAUGUCUUGAGCUUUGCCAUCUUUAAAUGUGUAUCAUUAAGUAGCUUCUUGAGGAAACGUUUUUAGUUUUUACCUUUGUAAUUUAAAAGAAGGGGGGAAAAGAAAUGGCUUUUAUUUGGGUCCAUGUUAGCAUUUUUUUUAUAAAACUUGCAGUGUUCAGAAUGUUACAGUUCCAAUUUGUACAGAGUGAACUUUUUCAAAAUAAAUAUUUUCUAAAAUGCUUUAA
Molecule: messenger RNA, 9929 nt
Organism: Podarcis muralis (Common wall lizard)
Lineage: Eukaryota; Metazoa; Chordata; Lepidosauria; Squamata; Lacertidae
Source: RefSeq, a predicted model, not a curated record